ACAUUGUUAAUUCCGCAGCCGUACGCUCUCGAGAGCAAGAACAAAAAGUUUCUUCCGGGCUAAUCCCCGUCUGCCCCUUAUUUAUUCCCACCGUUAUUCUUCCAUCGGCGCCGAUCGAUCGAAACCCCGAUCAUGGCGUCCGACGGAGGCACCUCGCCGUCAUUGGACCGCCGCGGCGGCCUCCGCCGGCUUCUCCCCAUCCGGAAGGACUUCAUCUCCCCGAAAUCCGCUGACCAGAACCCAUUAUUCUCCUCGCCCCCUCCCCCUCUGCCUGGCACUCCACCUCCUCCGUCAUCCGGCAAGAAGAAGGGCUUCGCGGCCGCGGCCUUCCGGGGGCUCGGGUGCGCCUCCGCUUCCUCCUCCCAGGUAUUCGCCCCAGCCGCGGCCGCCGUCGUCCGGUCAUCCGCCGACUGGCAGGGGAAGCGGCCCCGGCGGCGGAGGGCCAAGCAGAAGAAGAAGGAGCGGCGGGUCCAGGCAGGUGGCGCCGAUGUGUGGUGCGCCCCGGGGAUCCCCUUUGCAGCCGAUGCCUCAGUGGACUGCGUCGUGUCCCACCAUCAGGUGAUCGGUCGUGGGAGGCCGGAGGGGGAGAGAAUUCACAGAGAGCGGGCUUUCAUUGCUAGAAGGGGAAGCAACCAAGAACAGAUCUCAUCCUUCAUGGAUUCUCCCGCGAAUCCUGAAACACCUGAACUCCCACCAUCAGGGCAUUUUCGUCAUUUGCGAGGAUAUCGCCGUUCACCUGGUGGAAUCGAAGAGAUCAUGAUGUUCCAAACUAGAAUAUUGUUGGGAGGAAUGAAUGUAUAUGAUCGAUACCAGGAUUGGCGGCUUGAUGUUGAUAAUAUGUCAUAUGAGGAAUUGCUUGAGCUAGGUGAUAGGAUUGGAUAUGUGAGCACCGGGUUGAGAGAGGAUGAGAUCAUUCGCAGUCUCAGGAAAGUUAAACGUUCGACUUUUGAUGCUUCAACCAUACAAUUCUCAUCUGAAAUGGAAUGGAAAUGCAGCAUUUGUCAAGAAGAAUAUGACGCAAAUGAUGAAAUGGGAAAACUGGAGUGUGGUCAUAGCUAUCAUAUAUGUUGCAUAAAACAGUGGCUCUCUCAGAAGAAUGCUUGCCCUGUGUGCAAGACAGCCGUGCCUAAAGGCUAGUGCAGACUGAUGCAGCAGCAGGACUGAGAUCACCAUUUCUCCUCCCUCCUGUGUAUAGCUUUUGGGCUUUGGCCCCAAGAUGAAGAGAACAUUCAUUUGUAGUUUUGUUUGGUGAUAGAAAUGUGGUGGCUCCAUGGCCCUUGGUUGGAUUGGCCAUAACCUUCAAUUUGUUCUGGUUCAGAUAAAAUUGAAUCCAUGUAUUUACUGUUUGUUUGAACAAACAACCAUUUUAUAUAUGCCUUGAUGUAGUUUUGUGAUUCGGCUUGAAUCCAAAAUGCUUGCACCAAAAAAAUUGUAAGAAAAGAACAUUUGAAUUAUGCAACUCAUUUCGGAUUUUUACAUCUGUAGGUUGUUUGCGGAAGGUUAACUACACCAAUGUGUAAUGAGAUAUCUGUAGUUCAAAGAGGG
This is a messenger RNA of Elaeis guineensis (African oil palm), 1545 nucleotides long. Lineage: Eukaryota; Viridiplantae; Streptophyta; Magnoliopsida; Arecales; Arecaceae. The record is from RefSeq and is a predicted model, not a curated record.